AUUCCAAUUACCAUAUUAAUGAUUUAAUAAACAAACAACCCGUAAACUGAUUCAGACAAACAGCGCGCAUCUAUUGGGGGCAUUGCAUCAACAAACAUAGGCUAUCGGUUAUGGAUAUUACUUCUAAUUGUAAACUAAUAUUAUUAGGAAAACUUUUAACCCCUGAGAUACAUAUUUCACGUAUCGGGAUUGCAACAACCCUUGAUCGUUAGAGGCUUUGGCGAUUGAAGUCAAAGAGCGGUCAAUCGAUUGGUAUUACGGAAUUGGACACUAUUAAUAUACAUGUACAGUAUCGGCAUUAUAUAGCGAUACAGAGCGUCGACAAAAAUCUUCAUUUAUUUCCCCCUUGCGCUGUUGUGUAUUAUUAUUAGCUGAGAGCACAGCUUCCGCUGAUCAGAAGUAGCGUGCCUCGGCGAUCACGCCCUGUUAUCUACGCCAUUAUCUACAUAUUUACAACCAUAGUUUUCGGAUUUAAACGUUUCAACGUGUUUACUUGAUUUCUGUAUCCCGACUGACACCCGAGGAUUAACAUUUUGGUUUAAAGUCUGAGCGCAUUCUCCGCUGGACAAUGUAAAAGAGAUCGAUAUCCUGGUUCUGCAUCACUUGUUUACAUUGGUGACCACCGACCGCGAUCGAAACUGCAUUCAGUAUACCACCUGGAAUUCAUUAAUCUUUUAAAGUUAUUGGGACUCGGGUGUGUUUCUCUACUAACCAAACCAACAUGGCAUCGGGUGAAGAUGACUAUGACGUUGACGCUCUGACGGAAAAACUGAAGGCUUUUGCCUUGACUCAGACCAAGUCCUCGGCCAAGAUGGACAGCAAGACAGUGGGCAAGAUGGCCAAGCAAUGCUGGCCGAAAGCCUUACAGACCCGAGUGGAUUCUAGUGUCUUCCCCAAAGUCAUGGACAAAACUACCAAGUCUAUUAGCCUUGAAAAUAAAGAACAAAUUCGAAAGUUCAUAUCGGAAUCUGCCAUACAGUAUGAUGACGUUACAAAGAAAACGAAAGAGUUCAAGAAACACGAAAAAUUAUUGGCUGAGAAAAUCAUUGCAGCUGAUCUAGGAAUUAAGAAAACGGAAACAUCUAAAACUGGAGGCGUGGAUCGCAUGACAGACUCUUCCAAAUACACGGGGUCGCAUAAAGAGCGCUUUGACGAAUCUGGGAAAGGCAAGGGGGCGGAGGGUCGUGUGGACAAGGCAGACACCUCUGGAUAUGUCGGAAAUUACAAGGGAGAGGGGACUUUCGACAAGAAAAAAUGAUUCCCAGUGCAGGAUUGGUGUCCACUAUGUGUGUCUUAGUAUUUCUUAAAACCUCAUUUUCACUUUAUUGUUUAUGUUUUUCUGUUUCAUAACACCUGAGCUCUGAAUUUAUGCAAGAGGUCGGCAUUUGUUGACUCUUACAUGUCACAGAAAUAAACUGUCCAAUUUACCACGUAUGAAAGUAUCGACUAUGUUGAAAAAAUGUAGCUGAAAAUGUACCCCCAGCAUUGUGCGGGUUUCUUGACAAUAUUAUAGCACGUGUCUUGUUGCAAAGAAACCAAAUAGCAGUGACUAAAACUUGUAUAUGUAAAAGUGCUGAAGGUAGAAGGAAUAACCUCUAGAUCUGUUUUGAUAGUUUGUAGUAAUUAACCGAAUAACAGUAAAUAAAUAUUACACAACCUUGA
Messenger RNA from Ostrea edulis (European flat oyster), 1662 nucleotides. Its product is annotated as tubulin polymerization-promoting protein family member 2-like. Gene Ontology annotation, cellular component: microtubule. Bases 722 to 1258 code for a protein of 178 amino acids. Gene Ontology annotation, molecular function: tubulin binding. NCBI's taxonomy places the organism in Eukaryota, Metazoa, Mollusca, Bivalvia, Ostreida, Ostreidae. Gene Ontology annotation, biological process: positive regulation of protein polymerization; microtubule polymerization; microtubule bundle formation. The transcript is spliced from 4 exons. The record is from RefSeq and is a predicted model, not a curated record.